Messenger RNA from Malassezia globosa CBS 7966, 600 nucleotides. RefSeq lists its product as uncharacterized. The transcript has 4 exons. The coding region runs from base 1 to 600 and encodes 199 amino acids. Lineage: Eukaryota; Fungi; Basidiomycota; Malasseziomycetes; Malasseziales; Malasseziaceae. The record is from RefSeq and is a predicted model, not a curated record.
AUGGACGCAAGUACUGCUCGCCUGAUGCAUUCAGGAUGGGUCUUAAAGAAGAAAAAGAAGAAAAUGCAAGGCUAUGCAAAGCGCUGGCUUGUCAUUUUCGAAGACGGCACUCUUUCUUAUGCGCUGAACCCAGAGAGUGGAUCUCGUGGCAUUAUUGAGGUGCCACACGCUAGUGUGAGUUCAGACAUUCGACAUGGCACGAUCCACGUCGAUAGCGGAUCAAAUGUGUUUCACUUUAAAAUGCUCAAUGACAUUGACUUCCAGGUGUGGCGUUCCGAGCUACGCAAAUUUUUGCACCAAUGGAGCGGCUCGACUUUGCUGGCACCCCCUCUUACAGUGGUGACAGGAACAUUGGGAAGCACGAUGGAGCGAGCAGAGGAACUACUGAAUUCAAGUAUGCGCUCUCUCGAACUCUAUAAUGCCUCGCACCCCUCCGUGGACAUAAAGAAUGUGCUAACGGCACUUGCUCAGGUGCAGGAACAGCAUCAAUAUAUUCGGCAGCACCUUGCUCGAAGACCACGCAGUGAAUAUGAUCGACGCACCCCUACGCCCUUGAGCCGACCGAUUUCUCGUGCUGGCAACUCGCCACUGCCUUUCUGA